Molecule: messenger RNA, 6884 nt
Organism: Salvelinus fontinalis (brook trout)
Lineage: Eukaryota; Metazoa; Chordata; Actinopteri; Salmoniformes; Salmonidae
Product: MBT domain-containing protein 1-like
Exons: 17
Coding region: 151-2301 (716 amino acids)
Biological process (GO): regulation of DNA-templated transcription
Cellular component (GO): nucleus
Molecular function (GO): zinc ion binding
Source: RefSeq, a predicted model, not a curated record
UUUGAAAUAUGAUAAUUUUGUUGAUAUGCUAUGCUAGCUAGCUAGCUAGCGGUGUUUAUUUUUGCAUGUUAGGUUACCAUUAACUUUCCUCUCUUCACUGUCUCGCCACUGUAUCAAGAGAAAAUAGAAAACGCUCUGCAUGAAGGGCUGAUGGAAAACGCAAGAGAUUUGGCUGAACGGACUGUUCGUUCAGAAAGGAAGAGGCGGGACUCGUUUGGGAUGUUCGAUGGCUAUGACAGCUGCAGUGAGGAUUCUAGCAGUAGCUCGAGCUCCGAGGACAGCGAUGAAGAGGUGCCCUCCCUCCCUGCCAGCCUGCCCAUCAUCAAGACCAACGGCCAGGUCUACACCUACCCCGAUGGGAAGGCAGGAAUGGCCACCUGUGAGAUGUGUGGGAUGGUGGGAGUGAGAGAUGCUUUCUACUCCAAAACCAAGCGCUUCUGCAGUGUAUCCUGUUCAAGGAGCUACUCAUCCAACUCUAAAAAAGCCAGCAUACUGGCCAGACUGCAGGGUAAACCACCAACGAAAAAGGCUAAAGUAUUACAGAAGCAGCCUCUCAUGGCGAAGUUGGCUGCCUAUGCCCAGUACCAAGCCAACCAACAGAAUCAAGUCAAAUCAAAAACAGUGAUUCCUGUGAAAGGCUUUGAUUGGGGACGCUACAUAGGCACCGGCGACAUUAACGGGGCACCUGUCGGCUGUUUCAAACAUGUUCCCAUGGGAACUUCUUGGGGUGACCUUGCAGAAGGGGUGAGGGUAGAGGUGCCCAAUACAGACAGCGGCCUGCCAAUGAAGGUGUACUGGAUAGCAGGAGUUAUCAAAUUAGCAGGCUUUAAGGCACUGCUACGGUACGAGGGGUUUGAUGGUGACUCUGGCAGGGAUUUCUGGUGUAACAUCUGUGUCCCUGACAUCCACCCGGUGGGCUGGUGUGCAGCAGGAGGAAAGCCCCUGGUUCCUCCCAAGUCCAUUCAGCACAAGUGCACCAACUGGAAAGCGUUUCUUGUGAACUGCCUAACAGGAGCAAAGACUCUACCUAUUGAUUUCUCCACCAAGGUGCAGCAGAGCAUGCAGUUUCCCUUUAAGAAACUGAUGCGUGUGGAGGUGGUGGAUAAGACUCACCUGUGCCGGACGCGGGUGGCCCUGGUAGAGCAGGUGAUCGGAGGUCGGCUUCGGCUCGUCUACGAGGAGUGCGAGGACGGCUCGGACGACUUCUGGUGCCACAUGUACAGCCCACUUAUACACAGCAUCGGCUGGUCCCGCGGCAUCGGACACCGCUUCAAGAGAUCUGAUGUUUCAAAGAAACUUGAUGGCCAAGUAGAUGCCCCAGGACAGCUUUUUGUGAAGGUGAAGGAUGUUGACCAGAGCGGGGAGUGGUUUAAAGAUGGCAUGAAGCUGGAGGCUAUUGACCCUUUGAAUCUAUCAGCUAUUUGUAUUGCUACUGUUAGGAAGGUCUUGGCGGAUGGAUACCUCAUGAUCGGAAUUGAUGGUUCCGAGGCAGCUGAUGGCUCUGACUGGUUCUGCUAUCACUCCACCUCUCCCUCUAUCUUUCCUGCUGGAUUCUGUGAAAUCAACACAAUUGAACUCACCCCUCCACGUGGGUACACAAAACUCCCAUUCAGAUGGUUUGACUACCUCAGGGAAACGGGUUCAGUGGCAGCUCCGGUGAAGCUCUUUAACAAGGAGGUUCCAAACCAUGGGUUCCGCCCUGGCAUGAAGCUGGAGGCUGUGGACCUGAUGGAGCCCCGGCUGGUGUGUGUUGCCACAGUGACACGUAUUGUAUAUAGACUACUGCGCAUCCAUUUUGACGGCUGGGAGGACGAGUAUGAUCAAUGGGUGGAUUGUGAAUCACCUGACCUCUACCCUGUGGGUUGGUGUCAGCUGACUGGCUACCAACUACAGCCACCAGCUGUGCUAGCCUCUAGAGAGCUCCCUCCGAGUGUGACAAAGCAGAAGAAGAAAUCCCAGCAGUACAAAGGCCAAAAGAAAAAGAGGAAGAUCCCCAUUGGUAAGCGGCCAGUGAGUUUGUCGGGGGUGGUAUUGAGUGGAGUGCCCCAGAGGAACCUAUCUGGAGACGAGAACAUGACCCCGCCAGACUACCCAUCUCCUCCCACGCCAGCAUCUGCCCCUGGGAACGCACAGCCUCCCUCGGCAGCCCAGGAACUCGCCCCCAACGGAAAGCCAGGGGUGACACUGCAGCUGAAGGAGGAGGUUCAGGAGACGGACGAGUUCACUUUCCCGCAGGGCACAGCCUCUGACCUAGAGAACAACGGCUCCGGCUGCAGUUACUACAUCAAACAGGAACCCUGAGCCUCCAUGGGGCACUGCUGCACCUACCACCGGAGGGCCAGCCUGGGGGCAAGAAGGAGCCUGUCCACUCCCUCUCUCUCCACAGCACCAGAGACCAUGGGCCCUGGGUGGCAUCCCCACAACAUUAACAUGGAAGGUCACCAAGGGGUCCAAGCUGUGCCCAUAGAGAGAUUCAGGACAGAACGGCUCAAAGACUAGUUCCAGACAGACAGCGCAAACGGAGAGAGGAGUGUAGAAAAUAAAGGAAAAAAGAGAGGUGCGUAAAUGACAAUAACUUUACAUUUCAGUUCAGUUUUUUGUACUAAAACAAAAAAAAGUUUUUGUACGAUUUUUUUAAAUCCGAGAUCUUUUUAUGCAUCUCUCGUAUUCGUUACUUUGAGGUAGGGUAAUCUUUUGAUGGAUAAACUGUGUGAUGUUUUAGUGUGUGUAUAUAUAUAUAUAUAUAUAUAUAUAUAUAUAUAUAAUCAGAUUUUCCAAAAAACAGGGUGUAUGUACAGUUGAAGUCGGAAGUUUACAUACACUUAGGUUGGAGUCAUUAAAACUAGUUUUUUAACCACUCCACAAAUUUCUUGUUAACAAACUAUAGUUUUGGCAAGUCGUUUAGGACAUCUACUUUGUGCAUGACACAAGUCAUUUUUCCAACAAUUUUUUACAGACAGAUUAUUUCACUUAUAAUUCACUGUAUCACAGUUCCAGUGGGUCAGAAGUUUACAUACACGAUGUUGACUGUGCCUUUAAACAGCUUUGAAAAUUCCGGAAAAUUAUGUCAUGGCUUUAGAAGCUUCUGAUAGGCUAACAUUUGAGUCAAUUAGAGGUGUACCUGUGGAUGUAUUUCAAGGCCUAUCUUCAAACUCAGUGCCUCUUUGCUUGACAUCAUUGGAAAAUCAAAAGAAAUCAGCCAAGACCUCAGAAAAAAUAGCAAUUUCCAAACGCCUGAAGUAACCACGUUAAUCUGUACAAACAAUAGUAUGCAAGUAUAAACACCAUGGGACCACGCAGCCGUCAUACUGUUCAGGAAGGAGACACGUUCUGUCUCCUAGAGAUGAACGUACUUUGGUGCGAAAAGUGCAAAUCAAUCCCAGAACAACAGCAAAGGACCUUGUGAAGAUGUUGGAGGAAACAGGUACAAAAGUAUCUAUAUCCACAGUAAAACGAGUCCUAUAUCGACAUAUCCUGAAAUGCCGCUCAGCAAGGAAGAAGCCACUGCUCCAAAACCGGCAUAAAAUAGCCAGACUAAAGUUUGCAACUGCACAUGGGGACAAAGAUUGUACUUUUUGGAGAAAUGUCCUCUGGUCUAAUGAAACAAAAAUAGAACUGUUUGGCCAUAAUGACCAUCGUUAUGUUUGGAGGAAAAAGGGGGAGAAGCAUCCCAACCGUGAAGCAUGGGGGUGCCAGCAUCAUGUUGUGGGGGCGCUUUGCUGCAGGAGUAUCUGGUGCACUUCACAAAAUAGAUGGCAUCAUGAGGCAGGAAAAUUAUGUGAUAUAUUGAAGCAACAUCUCAAGACAUCAGUCAGGAAGUUAAAACUUGGUCGCAAAUGGGUCUUCCAAAUGGACAAUGACCCAAGCAUACUUCCAAAGUUGUGGUAAAAUGGCUUAAGGACAUCUAAGUCAAGGUAUUGGAGUGGCCAUCACAAAGCCCUGACCUCAAUCCUAUAGAACAUUUGCGGGGAUAAUUGAAAAAGCACGUGCCAGCGAGGAGGCCUACAAACCUGACUCAGUUACACCAGCUCUGUCAGGAGGAAUGGGCCGAAAUUCACCCAACUUAUUGUGGGAAGCUUGUGGAAGUCUACCCAAAAUGCUUGACCCAAGUUAAACAAUUUAACAGCAAUGCUACCAAAUACUAAUUGAGUGUAUGUAAACUUCUGACCCACUGGGAAUGUGAUGAAGGAAAUAAAAGCUGAAAUAAAUAAUUCUCUCCUCUAUUAUUCUGACAUUUCACAUUCUUACAAUAAAGUGGUGACCCUAACUGACCUUAGACAGGGAAUUCUUACUAUGAUUAAAUGUCAGGAAUUGUGAAAAACGUAGUUUAAAUGUAUUUUGCUAAGGUGUAUGUAAACUUCCGACUUCAACUUUAUGUUGGUAUUGAAUGGACUAAACCUUACUGGUAAAAAACAAUCACUCAGAUAUAAAGUAGAAACACCCCACCAAUCAGCUUCAUACCAGUUCCACACAUUCAACUAGGAUUUGAGCACCUGACCACAUUCUCUGGAUCUUGUGUUCCAUUUGUGUGAUAGCCAAUCAUGACUGACAACUAUCACUGGGACAUUUACCAAGGAGAAUGUGGUAGAUCCCCAAAUCUCAGGUUGAUCCUUUUCCCACACUAUAUUUACCAUGCCUUAUUUAAAGUAUGUUUACAAAUAUUACUCCUCUUGGCCAGUUGAUUGCAGGCAAGUUUGUCAAAUCAAAAAAUUAUACUCUAUGAAAAACAAGUCAUUCACUGUGGUAAUAUUUAGUUCUAUCACAGUUUACUACACAAUGAUAUGCAAACCUUGACUCUUGUGUCAAAUAAUACAGAGAUCUAUCUGAAAUGUUUUAUAUCUAAUGUAUAUAGCAUUAUUCUACAUGAAUUAUGUUAUAAUUCAUCUAUCUGAAAUGUUUUAUAUCUAAUGUAUGUAGCAUUAUUCUACAUUAAUUAUGUCAUAAUUCAGAGCGAUACUAUAAAUGUGAGUAGAGGAAAUAUUCAAGCCACUGUAAUAUUCGGGCUAUUGUUCAUCAUUAGUGUUUCAUCACUUCACUACCAUCAACAACAUGAGAACCAUUUAUCGAAAUAGAGAAUGUACUGCCUUUGUAAAAGAAAAUCUUCAAAAUAAUGCUUUGUUUACUCUUCCUCUUUUAGAACUUGAAUGUAAUCUCCUGUUGCAAGGUAGUCCGGUUCUGGUCAAACCACACAUAAAGGUGAUUUUCAUGACAAUUUAAAUCACUUUGUGUGCAUAUUUCUUAGUAAGUGAUUGAUAGGCUUGGGUUAAAUUGUCACACUCACUGACUCAUGAUCAUUUUAUUCAUAGGCCAUCCUUUCGUUGGGAGAUAUGAAAUGAAUGUCAAUAUUGAUUUAUAAAACAAAAUAUAUCACAUUAAAUAUUUAUUAACAAAGCAUACAGUAUAUAAGAGCCAAUUUACAAACAUGAUAUGGUGAUUUAUUUUGUGCCAUAUGGGAAAUUAAAGAGGGAUUAUAAUCUACAUACUUUAUCAAAUACCGACUGCACUUCAUUGUCUCACUUUAUAUACCAGUAAGGUUGACAAUUUACUCUCAGGAAAUCUUAGCGUAUUGUAUUAUAGGCUUCUUCUUCGUUGUUAUGGUUAUUGAGAAAGGUGUUGUCAUUGGCUGUUGGCAUGCUGAAAUUAGGCUUCAGAGAUUGAUGUGGUCAACAGUAUUAACAAAAUGUGUUAGUCCAAGAUCGGUCUUUAAAGUAAAUGUGUCACUUGGUAAACCAUCUCACUAAUGUAGAGACCUAUCUGAUUGUGAUACAAGGUCCCAUUUCAAGUGGAUUUGUCAUAUAUUUUGUCUCUAGAGGUAGGAUUAACUGUCUGUCACUGUUUGAUCAUGUGUAGGUGUUUCUUGAACUAUUUUAUUUUUUCUCCAAAAGUUCAGUUAAAUGUUAGCUUUGUCGAUUUGUCUUACUGUUGUUACUGUAUGUUUCAAUGUCUGGCCCUGCGUGAAACUCAAACUAGUAUAAGUCUCAAUGAAAAUGUACAUUUUCGUGUUGGCUGGUGUAAACCAGCUCAGGUGACCAUGGUGAUGCCAAAGAUUGCCUAAGGUCACUGUCAAGCAAUAACGUCUUAUCACAGUACUCUCCUAAUGCAGUGAGAUCCUAAGCUUUGAGCUGUACUUACACUCAAACUUCAGACUGUGCAUCAAAGACCGAAUGGUGGAAAUAUACAUUACGUUAAUAUAUGGUAUGACUGUUUUGAGGUGACAAACCUUGCCUCCAUCGUCCUUCUAAUACAAAUGUUAAACAUGAGAAUUCAUGGUAUUUGAAUGAAGAAAAGAAACGCACAAAUGUACUCAAUAUAGGGCUACGCUAUUCUGAUCAUGAUGUUCAUUGACGUUCAAAUGCAUUAUUUCAUCAUAAGAAAAGACAGUGUGUUUGUUGAAACCAAAAUAUGUGCAUGCAGCAGUGUUAACAUCAUGUCCUCUUGUGCUUAACUAGAUGAUCUUGGUUUAUGUGUAACUAUGGGUCUGUGUGUAUGUGUGCUUGUUUCUAUUGUGAAACCCCUUCAUUGUCUUUGUAUUAUGGUGCUAUAUAUAUUUGAUAGUCAUAACCUUAUAAGAAUGAAAUGAUUUAACUGCCCAUGGUGGAGAAAUUCAGUUCUCUUGUAUUUUGGAUACAACUAUGAAAAAUGUGUAUUGAAUUAACUGCCAAAACAUUCUUUGCAUGGCACUUGUGGGAUAAAUUCAUUUUUUCCCCGCAUCCAAGUAUAUUGUUUUUGUUCCUUGGUUUCCAUGGUAAAUGGGCUGUGAACAUGAAGUUUAAGCUACAGUAUAUCAAAUGUAUAGAAAUAUUUAGAUGUUUACUUUUUAAUUUUGCAGCAUGUUUGUGGAAAAAGCAUUAUCGUAAAAUAAAUUAUUCAACUUACUUUUUUUA